Acanthaster planci (crown-of-thorns starfish) is the source of this 2072-nucleotide messenger RNA. RefSeq lists its product as uncharacterized. NCBI's taxonomy places the organism in Eukaryota, Metazoa, Echinodermata, Asteroidea, Valvatida, Acanthasteridae. The record is from RefSeq and is a predicted model, not a curated record.
CAAAGACGUUACAACUCUUCAACUGGUUCAUAAUCUUGAUGGGGUACACACUCUUGCGGUCAGACGAAGCCGUCUUCUCUUUUGUCAUGGAAAUCCUGUUGACUACCCUCUUCAUCUGUGGGACAAACCUUGAUUUGUCAUUUGGGUGUGCUUGGUGACAUGUCGCCAGCCAGUGAGCUCAGGCCGCCAGAAAUAGCUAACACUGUCGUUUCGUGGCUGAAGAUGCUCGUAGCGUGCUCGGAAGUUAUAACGACAGGUGUUUCACAACGAAAGGAGUGUUGCAUUCUUCAAGGGGAAAAGUAGUACUUUUUGUCUCCUAAACGGGAUGGAGUAAAAUCUCGGCAAGGAGGCAUGAACCUGUCCUCCCACUACAAGGAAAUCUCAAUAAUUCAGUAGGUGGUUUAUUGAUCUCACUGUUGCCUUGUCAUGUCUAGGUCGAAUUCCAAGGCUUGUCCUAAAUUCAGGUCAAAUCAGAACUUGAUGGACGAUCUGGGAGUGUUUGAGGAGAUUUGUACCUGCAAUUGGCGCCCGGGGCUCGUCCACCGAGCCGGCCAGAUCGCAACACCGGAGUUUUGUACCUCGACCCACCAAGCAUGGAGUACGCCGCUAGCGGGCUGGUUCAACUCUCUUCCCUUGGGUAUCCUGCGGCCGAGCCCGCCUGUGAGCAUCGACCGUGGAGGUCGCAGUUCAACCCCCAGGAAACCGGCAACCAACAACAGCAAACUGGCGCGGUCCGGUCAGACCCCGACGAAACCCUCCACCAAAUCAGCCGGAAAUCAGCGAGCAGAGAGAAACGAGGCUCCGUUCAAACAUCGACAAGAAACGAGCGAGUACAUCAAAGAGUAUCGGGAGAAAAAUGUACUUCGCCUGGUUGGAUCGGACGGAAGCCGCAUCAACGACGGGAACUUGGCGUUCGGGAAAACCCUCCCCGAUCCAUAUGCCUUCAAAUCAGAGGAGUUUAGGAAGAUGUACAGUCGGCUACGCGAAUACCUGAUGAAGCGCCCCAAACGCCAACACGCUGCUGGGGUGCCCUUGGCAGAACAACACAGGUUUGCAAGCCCACCGAGUGAAAACACUGCCGAAAAGGAACAACCCACGUCCCAGUUCUCAAUUUCUGAUGAAGUCCGAACGAACUUCUCAGAUAUCUUCAGCCCUACGUUCCAACGACCGAAGGUGGAUAUGUUUUUCCGGCCCUACAUCUGUGGGAGUGGCAGCAUCCAAACGCCGGCCAAAUUGCGGUACUCUCACAGCGCCGAUCGGACCGGGUCGCUCCCCAGCAUCCACCGUGAACCCGACGCAGUCCAGUUUCCCAUGCCCGCUUACGUGGUCACGGAAUCUGGGAACUUCUACCAAGAGGACAAGAUUGGUUCCUCGUCCAAGCUGGGCGUAGCAACCCCGAUGGACCUUCGCUUGCUGGAGCCCAAGUCAGCCAGCGGCAGUCGGCAGAAAAGUAAUCGGGGAAAAACCAAACCGAAUAUCAUGAGUGCCGAGUUCGACACAGCCAUGAUUCAGUUUUUGCAGAAAGCCAAACAGAACUUGGAGAGAGUGCGAGAGGAACGGAUCAAGAAGGAAUCACUGGACAAGUGUCGCUUAAUGUCGAGACGGGGGAAGAAGAAUGACUUUGUAGUAACCUCUGGGAAGCAGAGGACGGUGAAAUCUAACACAACCGUAACGGACGUGAGGAGGAUCAAAUUGGGAGUGUCUCAGUCAUGAGAAUAGCCAGGUGACAAGGGGAAAAACUCACUGCAAUGUUGGUUGCCUACUUGCGUCUUAAACGUCUUCCAGUUUCGUCAGGCAGAGCCAUUUUCGCCAACAAAAUACCUGCAGAAAACUGAGUAUUCUUAUGACGACGACAGUUUUGAACAUGUGUAGUUUCCGUAGCUCUUCACACUUCUCUCAGUGAAGAUCGGGGCUGUAUUCGUCCAAUCAACCCGCAGCGGAAACUAUAUUAAAAUCGGACAUUAAUCGUCUGCGAUCAGUCCUCAGAUAUGCCAACGAGUGCUCUAUGGAUCAUAUUCAACUGGUGAUCAAAAUAAAAUAAGAUUACUGCAGUCAUCAAGGUGUAAUUUCUG